AUGGGCGUGAAGUACGCGUGGCAGCUACUGCGCGACAAAAAGCUUCUCCCCGAUUCCCAGGACAAGGUCUCACCCGUUUCGACCGUCUCCAAGAUCCGCGUUGACGUCUGUUCCACCCAUAACACCCCCAUUCGAUACUAUUACAGCAACCCCACCGACCUGCAUGCGGCACAUGGCAAGCUCGAGCAGUGGCUGCUCAAGAUUGGCGACAAGGAUAGCCUGCGCUUCUAUAUUGACGGCUUGCCAGCAGCGGAGAAGGACCAAACGCACGUCAACCGCCACCAAAGCCGCCAGAAGGCCCUGGUCAAGGCUUCUACCGCUAUCUCCAACCUCGAAUCGCGCCUUGCCGAAAAGAAGCGCAUCCGCAAAUUCCACAUCGCCAGCGCCAACAAACACCUGCGGCAGGCAUUCCAUUGGUCGCUCGAGGACCGCAUGUCGUUUGUCGAGUACAUGGCCAACAAGGGCUACGACAUUGUGCUCUGCCCAACUGAGUCUGAUGUUCUCAUUGCCAAAGAGUGCCAACCCGACGACGCAGUCAUCUCGUGUGAUAGUGACCUGUUAUUCUACAAGACCGUGCCCGUCGUUUGGCGUCCUGUAGGCUCGUACAAGUCGCGACGAUUUGUGCCUUUCGAGAAAAAAGCCGUUCUUGAGGCCCUUGGUCUGUCCUCGUCAAUGCAGCUGACCACCCUCGCCAUUGUCAGUGGCAAUGACUAUGUCUCCAAUAUACCCCACCUCGCCAUCGCCUCCAAUCGCAAGAUUCUCAACACCAUACACGGAGAUGAGAAGAGCAUCAUUCAGCAAUAUCUGGCCCAUCCACAAGUCAAACGACGGACCGAUCAGGAAACCGACAAGUGGUCCGAGGAGUCCUAUGCUAAUGCGGUCAAGGUCUUCGUCAUGAUGCGGCAGAGUAUCGCGUCUGAUUCCUCGCCACCACCCUCGGCAGCCUCGAACGAUUCUGUCGCCCCGGAGGGCCCAACCAAGGACACCUCGGAGGACUCGGCCCAGGGUGCCUCUUUGUCCUACUCAUCCCUGCGCGAGCGUAUGGGUCGCUUCAUGAUUGCCUUUGCUGUCUUCAACACAAACGCGUACGAGGCCCGGGUCGCCAAAAGGGCUGCACGUGAUGCUCAAUCGAAACCAGAAGCGGAGACCAAGACAGUGAAUCCGUUCGCCACUAUCGACAAACAGCAUCCUGCCAAUGCCCACCAGUAUCGACCCCGCUUCAGUUCCAAAGUCCGAUUUGAGCCGUCCAAGGAGCAACCAGUACCAGCCAUUUCGAUGCAGUACAUACUCAAGCCUUGGAAGGAGCCACCGGAGAAGCCAAGUCUGCCAGAACCUUCAGAGAAGAGGCCUGUUGCGGCUAUCAAGACCGAGAUCAGCGAGGACAACCGCUUUGGACGCAAGGAGAUUAUGAGUGCCUUGUGGUUCGAGCACCCAAUAGUCACUCUGGACCUUGAUCGCCUAUCCAGCAAUGUCCACGUCGCUGUCGAGAACGACCCACUCGCCAAGGUCAUCGUCGAGUGCAUCCGCGGUGCAGUCCGGGUGGCGUGCGACUCUAAGCGGGAAUGCCAGAUGCUCAUUGGUCUGUAUCUGGAGGACCUCUUCUAUCCUCCAUCUAGACCUGGUGCCCCUCGACCUUCAGCGCCUGUGGCCAAAAUCAGCCAGGAAGACCAAGCUAUUCUUGACAACCUGUGCCCUCGGCUCUCGUCCAAUGAAAUGGGCAACGACAAUAACAAUGUCAGCUCUGCUGGGGACGGUCAAGACGAUGGAUCCAAUACGCCCUUCAUCCACACAUUCCUCACCUUCCUGUACUCGGGUAACUUGCCUAAAAAGAGCAGGACCGGGUCAGCCGUCAACAGCUUCAUCGCUCGUCUGCAAGAGAUGGGGCAUCUGGAAAAGUCACAGGUGGCCAAAGCGGAUGUACUCAAGAGUGUCAAGGAGUACACGCCGAAUUACGUGGUUCGAUCGGUCGCAUCGCAGCUGUCGGCUGAGCUGAAGAGGCACUACAAACACGGAGCUAAAAUGGUUUCGGAAAAGGUUCAAACGAUGAUUAAAAAGGAAAAGUUGGCGAGCGAUAAAGCUGUAGAUUUGACAGCAAAGAUGCCAGCAAUCCAGCUUUUUGUGCGAGCAAAUGCCACAGCCGGCCGGCCUUGGCGUCUUUCGCCCCUGUCAUCCGAGGAGAAUGGAUACAUGACAUUCACCGAGAUCGAGCUGGCGGCCUUUUUGCACAAGCGGGACGAGCUGCACCCCAUCCUCAAGAAGCUCAUCGGCUGCAAGGACGAGCGGCGACUGGCGCAGGCGGACGUGAUCAAGGACUGGCUGCCGUUUCAAACACCAGGCGUGCUGAUCCAGCGCCUCAUUGCCCCCGUCGACCCAAGGACCCCUGAUGGCGAUCGUCUGUGUGGGCGACAGAAGAAGGAGGCCGGUAUCGCAGCAGCUGUCAGGGUUGUCGAGCCUGAGGAAUUGCGUGCCCAUCUCAACACCCUUCGCGGCGACGGUUUCGAUCCCCGGGCCUACCAGGAAAAGGGUUAUUUUCUGUGCGGAUCCAUAAAGACGGAUGGACACCAGUUGCAGCUCCUUGCAUACAAAGUUCGAGAGUUGAACUCGGUCAAGUUCAAGCGCUACAGGAACGAUGUACUACCGAAUCGUCUGCUUACCACCACCGCGGGCACGAGCGAUUUUUUGACGGAAGUGCGCAACGUGUUCAAGACCACGGCUGAUGUCGAGCGCCUCCUUGGCUGCGCCCCCGACGAAACUGAUAAGGACCAGCAUGAGCUUUCGAACAUCAGAAUCACGCGCGUUCAACUUUACGACUACUUUGUGAAUGAAUGGCUCAGAGUCAACCUGCUGCGGCUUGAGGGCAACGCAUUGAGUAACAUGGAGCGUCAGACUCUGAAGCACAUGACCGAAACGGGAUUUGUCUUACUCGGCGUUGGCUACUCUAAGAAGCUGGCCCUGGCGAUCUUUGACAAGCAUGAUGGCAAUCCAGUGGUUCAGUAUAUCCAUCUAAGCCAUAAGAAUACAUGGAAAGCUGACUUCUUUGGGUUCGAUCCCGAGGUCAUAUUCUUGCGAGAGUCGAGCCCAUUGACUCGCACCGGUAGUCUUUACCAGUUUAUCCAUCGAUCCGUACAGGAAUAUUUCUUCUCCCGUAAUAUUUUCGAUCCCGACACUCACAAAAACGACGAUGAUUUUGGUCCGAAACCGCACAACAGCCUCUCUGACGUGCAGUCACUCGACCACAAUGGCCCCUUGUUCACCCGUAGUCUCCUCAACGAGCCCUCCAUCAUCCAGUUCCUGUGCGAGCGCGUCAAGCAGAGCCCAACCUUUGAGAAGCAACUCCGAGCAGUCGUGGAGAUGUCCAAAACGAAGACCAGUGCCACCACCGCCGCCGCUAACGCCAUUACGAUCCUGGUUCGAGCUAGAGUGCGAUUUAAUGGCGCAGAUCUCCGAGGUAUCCGCAUCCCUGGGGCCGAUCUCUCCGGCGGCCAGUUUGAUUGUGGUCAGUUUCAAGGCGCUGACUUGAGGGAAGUCAAUCUUGCGAGGACUUGGCUGAGACAGGCGGAUUUUGGUCAGGCACGGAUGGAAGGGGUUCGGUUCGGAGAGCUUCCCUAUUUGAAGGCAACCUGCGGUGUCAAUGCCUGCACCUACUCAUCUGACGGGAAAUACCUCGCGCUGGCCCUGGAAGAUGGAAGCAUAAGUAUUUACGACACCAUUACCUGGACAAGUACUCAACACAUCAAGGUGGCGACCGACACGUUUUGCCUUGCGUUUUCACCCGACAGUCGCCAGUUUGUCACCGGGAACAGGGACAGCACUGCGCGACUAUGGGAUUGCGCCAGCGGCAGGGUGUUAUCGUACAUGCAGGGUCACACUCGGCAUUUAAGGUCGAUGGCGUUUUCACCUUGCGGUAAACGAUUCGCGUCGGCCGGUUAUUUGGAGACGCGGCUGUGGGAUGCGGAGAACGGGACGAUCCUUUUUACUUUGAUGGGUCAUACUAAGGAAAUCGAGGCGGUCGUGUACUCACCUGAUGGACGACUGGUUGUGUCAGGGAGCUUGGAUGGGACGAUUCGGUUCUGGGAUGCACUGUUAGGAGAGCAAGUCGCUGUUAGAGCUGCUCUUCAUGGGGAGGUAAUGUGCUUGGCGUACUCUUCUGAUGGACUAUGGAUCGGGACUGGUCAUUUGCAAGGCAAUAUUCAGCUCUGGGAUGCGACCACCGGAGAGCCUGGGUUAGUUCUGUGCGGCCACACAGGAAUCGUAACAAGAACCGCAUUCUCACCGAAUAAUCUCCUUCUUGCCUCCUCGGGCGAAGACAGCACCGUGAGACUGUGGGACGUCUUGACUGGUGCCUUCGUUUCCGUUUUCCCUGGUCACACCGGCGGUAUCACGGGCCUUUCCUUUUCUCCAGAUGGUCUACAGAUUGCUUCCGGAGAUAGAGACCACAUUGUGCGAUUAUGGGACGUCAAGAAGAGCGGAGCAAUACCCCUUGACUCGGAGGAUGUCUCUGGCACUGCUCCGAUCGUAACCUACACUCCCGAUGGCCAGCAGAUUUUCACAGUCAACACAAAGGGAGUUGUGAGUCAGUGGGAUGCACUGAAGGGUGUUCCUCAAAUGGAGCAACGCAAUAACGCUCUUCGGAUUACCUCUAUUGCAUUUUCGCCCGGCGCCACGAUGUUCGCAACAGGAUCUGACGAUGGAGUCGUUCAACUCUGGAACUUUCGAACCUGCCAACCAGGGCCUGCCUUGAGGGAGCUCACUGCAUUUGUAGACUGCCUGGCCUUGUCACCAUGCGGCCGGUGGAUCGCAUUUGCGGGUCAGGACGGAUUUGUGAGGCUAUGGGAUUCUCACACCGGCGAGCGUCGUAUCGCUCACCUACUGAGCAAUCGCAGCCUUGAUGACCUGGUAUUCUCACCCACAGGCAAUCAAUUUACGACGGCUAGUACAAGGUUCAUUCGCACGUUUAAUCGGCAAACAAUGGAACCACUCACGACAUUACGGUUAGAGGCACCUCCUUGGGAGACCGCUUACUUGGGGCCAGGAAUCGUCAAGACAUUGACCUACUCACCAAGAGGAGAGCAGUUGGCCAUUGGUACCAUACGCGGCUCGAUCUACCUAUGGAACACGUCGUCUGAAACGCCACAGGGUGCACUCUUUGGAGGAACCGACCAAAUCUACUGUGUCUCUUACUCGCCGUGCGGUCGAUGGAUUGCAGCUGGCAGCGGCGACAAGUCGAUCCGUCUCUGGGAUCUCCAGUGCAUAGGCAUGGCGGAAUGUCAUUCUUGGAUGGCAAUGGUUCAAGGGCUGUUUGGGAGGGUUGAGAGUAUCGCCUGGAAUCCGAAGGAGGACCACUUGCAGUUUGCAACUGGGUGUUCGGAUGGCUCCAUCUGCGUUUGGAGAGUGGUGAGUGUUGAGAAGAUUGUCCGUAUCGAGUUGGUUUGGGGUUCCAAUACUGGCCGGCUCUUUCCCGUAAACGUCGACAUCGAGGACGCCAUUGACCUUGACCCAAGCAAUGGCAAACUGUUGAGGCAGUGCGGUGGGAAACCCGGUUGGUCUUUCUUUGAUGACGACCAUGAAGAGAGGAGAAAGGAGGAAGUUAUUUGGGCUCUAGGAAAUGGUUCAAGCCGUGAGGGCAAAGAAGACAACUUGUCGACAUGGGAUGAGAAUAUGCGAGAGGGAUGGACUAACUGGCGGCAAUGGUCACUGAAUAGCAAGAAUGUUACCGAGGACGACUCGAUGUGGUUUGUAGGACCUGGUCGUCGUGUAAAAAACGAAGCAAAGAUAGGGAUUGAACGCUGUACAACCGGAUUUCUAUUGGAGGAUGAGACGAAUGUGCACCAUGACAGUCACGACCCAUAG
This is a messenger RNA of Linnemannia hyalina, 5850 nucleotides long. Lineage: Eukaryota; Fungi; Mortierellomycota; Mortierellomycetes; Mortierellales; Mortierellaceae. The record is from the annotation of a GenBank genome assembly.